AUGGCAUAUCAGCCUCCGAUUCCAGGGCCAAGUUCGGGAUCGAGUUCGACUUCUGGGUUGCAAUUAUUGAACUCUCCUUUUGGGGAUACCACUUUCACAAAGGUUUUCGUCGGAGGCCUAGCUUGGGAGACUCACAGUGAGACUAUGCGACGUUACUUCGAACAAUUCGGUGACAUCCUUGAGGCUGUUGUCAUCACCGAUAAGAACACUGGCCGAUCCAAAGGCUACGGUUUUGUGACUUUCAAGGACCCCGAAUCUGCCAGGAGAGCAUGUGCUGAUCCAGCUCCUAUUAUUGAUGGUAGGCGGGCUAAUUGUAAUUUGGCCUCACUUGGACGCCCUCGGCCUGCUCUGCCUUUUGGACGUCUUAGAUCACCGACACCUUAUCUUGGAGCUGUGCCAACUGCCCGAGGGGCUUAUGUUGGAAGAUUUGGUUACCAACAACCAGUUUCUUACAGCUACCAACAAGGAUAUAUGUAUCCUCCAUAUGGGUAUGCACCCUAUGGUCCAGAGUACCUAUACCCGCAGGGUGUUUACAACCCUUAUGCGAGUCAGCAGUACCUGCACAUAUAUGGUGUACCAGGGACAGUUAACACGGCCAUAUAUCCAUACAGUCAAUUGGGUCAGACAGUUCCCGGAGGUCACGGUUACACAACAUUGCAGGGCUAUACUGUGCCUGGUCAUCAGAUUGUGCAGUUUGGUGGGCCCAGUGUCAAUGCAAUCACAACUUCAUCUAUACCAAGUAUUCAAGCACCAUACCCUACAGGUGUGGCAGCACCUGUUCCAGCACAGCCACAGUUUAUGCUUCCUGCUCAUUCUCCUCAGUUCAUGCAAGGUAGCGGUUCUGACCAAAAUGCUGGGUGA
Molecule: messenger RNA, 861 nt
Organism: Ilex paraguariensis (yerba mate)
Lineage: Eukaryota; Viridiplantae; Streptophyta; Magnoliopsida; Aquifoliales; Aquifoliaceae
Source: the annotation of a GenBank genome assembly